Megalops cyprinoides (Indo-Pacific tarpon) is the source of this 2012-nucleotide messenger RNA. Its product is annotated as copine-9-like. The transcript has 21 exons. The record is from RefSeq and is a predicted model, not a curated record. The coding region runs from base 277 to 1947 and encodes 556 amino acids. Gene Ontology annotation, molecular function: calcium-dependent phospholipid binding. NCBI's taxonomy places the organism in Eukaryota, Metazoa, Chordata, Actinopteri, Elopiformes, Megalopidae. Gene Ontology annotation, cellular component: plasma membrane. Gene Ontology annotation, biological process: cellular response to calcium ion.
AGGAAUCCACCAGUGAUCCAGAGCAGCGCGCACUUCGCUCUUACAUCGCAAUGAAGAAUGAAAUUGCCUCCUCGGAGUCCUAACACAGGGAACGUCGCGAUUGUUGCGACUCACCUCUCCCACAGGUAUCCACGCUGUCAGCUCGCUGAAGGUGCGCGCCGUGUAACCACUGCUUUCUCACUCGCUACAUGCUCUGGCUUGUAAACUGACUAUACUGUAUAUAAAGUGGUGAAAACUUGAAUAAUAAAAAAUAAAAAAAAAAUCAAAAACCGGAGGAUGGCGUCAAUCGGGGAAUUCGACCCGCUACACUCAACCGUGCCUGCAACUAAAAUUGAAGUUACGGUAUCCUGUAGGAACCUGCUGGAUAUGGACACCUUCUCCAAGUCGGAUCCCGUUGUGGUGCUAUAUGUGCAGGGCAUUGGGACCAAGGAGUGGAGAGAGUUUGGCAGGACGGAGGUGAUCGACAACACGCUGAACCCGGAUUUCGUGCGGAAGUUCGUCCUGGACUUCUUCUUUGAGGAAAAACAGAAUCUGCGCUUUGACGUGUACAAUGUGGACUCCAGGAGUUCCAACAUUUCCAAGCACAAGGACUUCCUGGGACAGACGUUCUGCACCCUGGGGGAGAUCAUCGGGUCCACAGGCAGCCGGCUGGAGAAAACGCUCUCAGGCAUCCCGGGGAAGAAAUGCGGCCUCAUUAUAUUCACAGCGGAGGAGCUCAGCAACUGUCGGGACAUUGCCACAAUGCAGCUGUGUGCCAACAAGCUGGACAAGAAGGACUUCUUCGGAAAGUCGGACCCCUUCCUCGUGUUCUACCGCAGCAACGAGGAUGGAACGUUCACCAUCUGCCACAAGACAGAGGUGGUGAAGAACACGCUGAACCCCGUGUGGCAGCCGUUCACCAUCCCCGUGCGAGCACUGUGCAACGGCGACUACGACAGAACGGUAAAGGUGGAUGUGUAUGAUUGGGACAGAGAUGGAAGCCACGACUUCAUUGGCGAGUUCACCACCAGCUACAGAGAGCUGUCGCGGGGCCAGAGCCAGUUCAACGUCUAUGAGGUACUGAAUCCAAAAAAGAAAGGCAAAAAGAAAAAGUAUGUCAACUCUGGCACGGUAACGCUGCUGUCCUUCAAAGUGGAGUCAGAGUACACAUUUGUGGAUUUCAUCCGCGGCGGGACCCAGCUCAACUUCACAGUGGCCAUAGACUUCACAGCAUCCAAUGGGAACCCCUCCCAGCCCACUUCUCUUCACUACAUGAACCCGUACCAGAUGAACGCCUACGCCAUGGCGCUGAAGGCCGUGGGCGAGAUCAUCCAGGAUUACGACAGCGACAAGCUCUUCCCCGCCUACGGCUUUGGCGCCAAGCUGCCCCCAGACGGCAAGAUCUCACACGCGUUCCCUUUGAAUUCAGACAGUGAAAACCCCAAUUGCAUAGGAAUCGAAGGAGUCCUGGAGGCCUACUUCCAGAGCCUCAGGACCGUCCAGCUGUACGGUCCAACCAACUUCGCUCCAGUCAUCAACCAGGUGGCACGGUCGGCGGCGGAUGUGACGGACGGCUCGCAGUACUUCGUGCUGCUCAUGAUCACUGACGGCGUCAUCUCCGACAUGGUGCAGACCAAGGAGGCAGUGGUCAAUGCCGCCUCCCUGCCCAUGUCCAUCAUCAUUGUGGGGGUGGGACCAGCCGAGUUUGACGCAAUGGAAGAGCUGGAUGGGGAUGAGGUGAGGGUUUCCUCUAGAGGGCGCUUUGCUGAGAGAGACAUUGUCCAGUUUGUGCCAUUCCGUGACUACAUUGACCGAUCAGGGAACCAGGUGCUGAGCAUGGCCCGGCUGGCCAAAGACGUGCUGGCGGAGAUCCCAGACCAGCUGCUGUCCUUCAUGAAGUCACGGGGCAUCGAGCCCCGCCCAGCCCUGGCGGCCACGCCCUCGCCAGCCCUGAACAUGCGCAUCUGAGGAGGGGAGAGACUGGGGAAUGCCACCUGGCAAUCACCUCAGUUACCCUGCCCCACUCACCAGUC